AUGACACCUACGGCGCGCCGUCGCGGCCGCGCGCCCCUGGCGCACACCCCCAGUCAAUCAGCAUCACAAACGCACCUCGCCCCGCCCCCUUCGCGCGCGCCUCCGGAAGAAGACUACAAGUCCCAGAAGGUAGCUCGCGCACCUCGCCACGUGUUUUCUCCGCCCGCCAAUGGGCGGAAGCGCCGCUGUGUGUGUGUGCGAGGGCAAGUGGGGAGGGGGACCCAGCUCAGGACAGGGAGGCCCUGCUCGCAGGUCCCGGGGUCCGGGUGCCGGCCCGAGAGCUUGGUCCGCAGGCAGCGGGCGGGUGGUGCCCCCUCCUGCCCCCACCUCGCGCGUGCGCGCCCCAGCCCCUCCCUCCCCGUCACCCUCCUCAGCUCCCGCGCGGCGGCGGCGGUUCCUCUCCCCCUCCCCCCAGCCCUGGCUCCGGGGGACCCCGCGAUGCCGGUCCGCACCGAGUGUCCCCCGCCGGCCGGUGCCUCGGCCGCCUCCGCGGCCUCGCUCAUCCCGCCGCCGCCCAUCAACACCCAGCAGCCCGGCGUGGCCACCAGCUUGCUCUACAGCGGCUCCAAGUUCCGCGGCCACCAGAAGAGCAAGGGGAACUCGUACGACGUAGAGGUGGUGCUGCAGCACGUGGACACAGGGAACUCUUAUCUUUGUGGAUACCUGAAGAUUAAAGGCCUUACUGAGGAGUAUCCAACCCUUACGACCUUCUUUGAAGGAGAAAUAAUCAGUAAAAAGCAUCCUUUCUUAACUCGCAAGUGGGACGCCGAUGAAGAUGUUGAUCGGAAACACUGGGGCAAGUUUCUGGCUUUUUAUCAGUAUGCAAAAUCAUUUAAUUCAGAUGACUUUGACUAUGAGGAACUGAAGAAUGGGGAUUAUGUCUUCAUGAGGUGGAAGGAGCAGUUCCUGGUCCCAGACCACACCAUCAAAGACAUCAGUGGUGCUUCCUUUGCCGGCUUCUAUUACAUCUGCUUUCAGAAGUCAGCAGCCUCCAUAGAGGGUUACUACUACCAUCGGAGUUCAGAAUGGUAUCAGUCCCUCAAUCUGACCCAUGUCCCUGAACACAGCGCGCCCAUCUAUGAAUUCCGGUGACAGCGGUUCAGAGUGGCAACCAAAUAAAACUGAACUUGGCAA
Molecule: messenger RNA, 1134 nt
Organism: Marmota flaviventris (yellow-bellied marmot)
Lineage: Eukaryota; Metazoa; Chordata; Mammalia; Rodentia; Sciuridae
Gene: Gid4
Product: GID complex subunit 4 homolog
Biological process (GO): negative regulation of gluconeogenesis; protein targeting to vacuole; protein catabolic process in the vacuole
Cellular component (GO): GID complex
Source: RefSeq, a predicted model, not a curated record